AAGGUGAUGCCCACCUUGCUUUCUUCUCCAUCUUCUUCAUCAUUUCUCUAUUCUUUUUCUAGUUUCAGGAUUAUUUGCACAUUCUUGAUCUUGAAAAGCUAUAACAGUAUCAAAUGGCAACCUCUAUUCGAAAAAUCUCAGGAGCUGUCAUGUUUAUGGUCAUGUUUCUGGUGUUGAACACAUCAUGCGAGGCUAAACUCAACUCUAAGUAUUAUGAGAAAUCAUGUCCAAAAGCUCUCAGUACUAUCAGAAGUACCAUCAGGACGGCUAUUGCACGAGAACGAAGAAUGGCUGCAUCUCUCAUUCGUCUACACUUUCAUGAUUGUUUUGUCCAGGGUUGUGAUGGCUCAAUCCUACUGGAUGAGACUUCCUCUAUCAAGAGUGAGAAGACUGCAUUGCCCAACUUAAAUUCUGCUAGAGGUUUUGAAGUCAUUGAAAAGGCAAAAUCUCAAGUAGAGAAGAUAUGCCCAGGUGUUGUAUCCUGUGCAGAUAUCAUUGCUGUGGCUGCAAGGGAUGCUACUGAAUAUGUGGCUGGUCCAUCUUACACUGUUUUGCUCGGAAGAAGAGAUUCAACUACUGCAAGCAGAGAUCGAGCCAACAAAGAACUUCCUAGUUUUAGAGAUGGUCUGGACAAACUUAUAUCUCGUUUUCAGAAAAUAGGACUCAAUGCUAGGGACUUGGUUGCUUUGUCAGGUUCUCACACUCUAGGACAAGCGCAGUGUGCUACCUUUCGUGACAGGAUAUACAGCAAUGGCAGCGACAUUGAUGCUGGAUUUGCUACCACUCGCCGGCGUCGUUGUCCUGCUGUUGGUGGCGACGGAAAUCUGGCUCCACUUGAUUUGGUCACACCCAAUUCAUGGGACAGCAAUUACUUCAAGAAUUUGAUCCAAAAGAAAGGUCUUUUAGAAUCAGAUCAAGUACUCUUCAGUGGAGGUUCCACCGACAGUAUUGUCCGAGAAUAUAGCAAGAAUCGUGCAGCUUUCAACGCAGAUUUUGCAUCUGCCAUGAUCAAGAUGGGAAAUUAUAAGCCUCUCACUGGUUCUAAAGGUCAGAUCAGGCGAAUUUGCAGUGCCGUGAACUAAUAGUUUGUGAUAUGCUUCAUUUUCCAACCUGUUAAAAAUUUUCUUUUUAUUAUUUUCUUGAAUAAUGCACUCAAAGUUGGUGCACCUUUUUCUCAUUUCAUAAAUUUAUCAUUCUUUGUAUUUCAUCAAGUGUAACAUAAAUAUAUGUUUUUUUUUGCAGUCUUA
Messenger RNA from Manihot esculenta (cassava), 1247 nucleotides. RefSeq names its product peroxidase 5. Lineage: Eukaryota; Viridiplantae; Streptophyta; Magnoliopsida; Malpighiales; Euphorbiaceae. The coding region runs from base 114 to 1082 and encodes 322 amino acids. The record is from RefSeq and is a predicted model, not a curated record. The transcript has 4 exons. Gene Ontology annotation, biological process: hydrogen peroxide catabolic process; response to oxidative stress. Gene Ontology annotation, molecular function: peroxidase activity; heme binding.